This is a messenger RNA of Myxocyprinus asiaticus (Chinese sucker), 5143 nucleotides long. Its product is annotated as mothers against decapentaplegic homolog 3-like. Gene Ontology annotation, molecular function: RNA polymerase II cis-regulatory region sequence-specific DNA binding; I-SMAD binding; DNA-binding transcription factor activity, RNA polymerase II-specific. The record is from RefSeq and is a predicted model, not a curated record. Lineage: Eukaryota; Metazoa; Chordata; Actinopteri; Cypriniformes; Catostomidae. Gene Ontology annotation, biological process: anatomical structure morphogenesis; SMAD protein signal transduction; BMP signaling pathway. The transcript has 10 exons. Bases 404 to 1675 code for a protein of 423 amino acids. Gene Ontology annotation, cellular component: heteromeric SMAD protein complex.
GGGCAAGCUGCAACAGGCCUGAAUAUGUAUGCAAGUGCACACAGAGGACUGCUGCUGUCUCAGACCUUGACCCCUCCCAUCCCCAUCUGGAGUCUAGAACAAAUGUACACAACUUGCCAGGGCUUCAAGUCCAAAUAAUGAGGUCUACAUCGGGGUGGUGAGGAGGAGGGGCGGCUCCAGGCAGCGCUGAGUCUCGCCGGGACUUCAUUUGUGUGCUGUUCACUUACAGCAGACCUGCUGUGGUAAAACAUCUCUCAUCAUCUGGCAAUGUGACUCUAAUGGGCAUAAAACAAACUUUCAGUUCCUUUGGGCCAUUGACUAGAUCCAUCGACGCUUCUUCUUUCUUAUACAUCCACACCAGCUGAUCUGAUCAUACGAGGGAAAUAUUGAGAGCUGUUUAAAGAUGUCUAUAUUGCCUUUCACGCCUCCGAUUGUAAAGAGACUUUUGGGCUGGAAGAAGGGCGAGCAGAACGGACAGGAGGAGAAAUGGUGUGAGAAGGCCGUGAAGAGUCUGGUGAAGAAGUUGAAGAAGACAGGACAGCUGGAGGAGUUGGAGAAGGCCAUUACCACCCAGUGUAUCAACACCAAAUGCAUCACUAUACCGAGGUCUCUGGAUGGCCGUCUGCAGGUAUCUCACAGAAAAGGCCUCCCUCAUGUGAUCUACUGCCGGCUAUGGCGCUGGCCUGACCUGCAGUCCCACCAUGAGCUGCGUGCCAUAGACUUGUGUGAGUUUGCCUUCCACAUGAAGAAGGACGAGGUGUGUGUGAACCCUUACCACUACCAGCGUGUGGAGACACCAGUUUUGCCUCCUGUCCUGGUUCCUCGGCACACUGACAUCCCCUCAGACUUCCCUCCACUGGAUGAUUACUCAAUCCCUGAGAACACCAUUUUCCCUGCCGGGAUUGAGCCUCCGAGCAACUAUAUACCAGAGACCCCUCCUCCAGGCUAUCUGAGUGAGGAUGGGGAAACCAGCGACCAUCAAAUGAACCACAGCAUGGACACAGGUUCACCUAACCUUUCACCCAACCCUGUCUCUCCUACAAACAGCAACCUAGACCUGCAGCCGGUGACAUACUGCGAGUCCGCGUUCUGGUGCUCCAUCUCCUACUACGAAUUGAACCAGCGUGUGGGCGAGACCUUUCAUGCCUCGCAGCCGUCACUGACCGUGGACGGCUUUACAGACCCCUCCAACGCAGAGCGCUUCUGUCUGGGCCUGUUGUCUAACGUCAACCGCAACACAGCCGUGGAGCUCACACGCAGACACAUUGGCCGAGGUGUACGUUUAUAUUACAUCGGCGGUGAGGUGUUUGCUGAGUGUCUGAGCGACAGCGCUAUUUUUGUCCAAAGUCCAAACUGUAAUCAGCGUUAUGGCUGGCACCCCGCCACGGUGUGUAAGAUUCCUCCAGGCUGUAAUCUAAAGAUCUUCAAUAAUCAAGAGUUUGCUGCACUGUUGGCCCAAUCAGUGAAUCAGGGUUUUGAGGCUGUGUACCAGCUGACCCGCAUGUGCACAAUUCGCAUGAGUUUUGUAAAAGGUUGGGGGGCAGAGUACAGGCGGCAGACAGUGACCAGCACCCCCUGCUGGAUAGAGCUGCAUCUUAACGGCCCCCUGCAGUGGCUGGACAAGGUGCUCACUCAAAUGGGCUCUCCGAACCUCCGGUGUUCCAGCGUGUCAUAGAAAAAACCCCAUCCACACACAUCUAAUGACACCCAGGACCAACCCUCUGUCACUGCUGUAUGCCGACACAGCAUUUAAACAGAGCAAAACUGAGGAUGGGGAAGACAAAACCCUGCUGGACUCCCAAGAGUCAAUCACAGAUCUCAAUAUUUUGCUGCAAGCAAUAAGGAUCACACAGUUAAAGCACUUUCAGCCAGUGACACUCAUGGAUAAUAUUUCCUCAGUGUGAACUGUUUAAAAUGAGGAAUUUCCCUCAUUGUGAAUUCAAAUAUUACAUGGAAUUAUGCUUCUAGAAUUUAUUUUAUUUUUUAAAUUUUUUUUAUCAAGAUAAUUACAGAGUGUAUCAUGCAUUCAAUGAAGAUAUAAAUAUAUAUGAUUGCUUAAAAUCAUAGACAUCCUUGUGGAAGGGCCCGGUAGUAAGACUUUUAUCAUUCACAUGCUACAUACUGUAAGAAAAAAAGUGCUCUGUUUCCACCACCUUCAGUGAAGGGGUCUUUUAUGUUCGCCUAGUAGCCAUCCUGAAGCUGGCAGUAAGCUCGAUGCUUGUCGUGGGCUGCCUUGUCCACCACAUGUCUGUUUAGUAUUCAUUAAUAGUAGCUUCCUGUUGUGUUUGAGUAAAUUGCACUGCACGGGACACAUUGGUUUAUUGUGUGGCACGGUCAGCGCUGACCAGGUUUGUAUACCUAUUUUGGCAGGGACUGAGUGUGUAAAAUGAAAAAAGGUACAGUAGCACGGCCUUCAUAAUGAAAAGCACUUGUUUUUACAACUCAAUGACAGAGUGACUCAGUCAUCAGCAUAGGAAUUUUGUCAGUGACAAAUACAGCUGAUAGUGCCAUUUUAUUUCUUUGACUUAAAGAUGGUGGCUGUUUGAAUUUUGCUUAGCAAAGGCAAGUCAAACUUUUUGUAAUACAUAUUUUUAAUAUAAUAAAUAGCAUAAUAAACUGAAUGGAGAUUGCGGAAGUAUACAUUUACUGCUGUCCUAUAGAGUAUUGCACAUAAGAUUGUGUAGUUAGUGUAGUGUUUAUCACGCAUCUACAUGUGAUUGUCAUAGGAGUUACAGCACCAAUUAAAACAAAUGGGUAGAGGAAAAAGCAGCCUCAUACUUUAUCUACAUUUCAUUUACAGUAUAUAUACUACACUAUUUUACUGUCAUUUUUGAGUGGGGGUAAAAAUGCACACUUUUGUAUUUUAGUGUGGAGAUUGCUAUGAUUUUCAUGGAAGUAUUGAAGGCAAGUACUGCUGGCAGCUCUUGGAAUGCUUUUAGUUUUGUACAAAGGUUGGUUUCACAAGAGGACACUUGAAAUGUAAUGGCUGGAUUUUAUUUUUUAUUUUUUUUAAGCCAAACCUUUAAAUUGGCUUUUUAUUUUAUGUGUAUGCUUUGGACUUCUCAUGACUGGAUUUAAUAUUUUUAAGCUCAACGAUUCAUUGGAUGGUCUGGAGAUGUGCUAUUAAAUGGAUAGUUCACCCAAAAAUUUAAACUCUCUCAUUUACUCAUCCUCAUGGCAUCCUAGAUGUUUAUGACUUUCUUCUGCUGAACACAAACAAAGAUUUUUAGAAGAAUAUUUCAGCUCUGUUGGUCCUUACAAUGCAAGUGAAUAGUGACCAGACUUUUCAAGCUCCAAAAAUCACAUAAAGGCAGCAUAAAAAAUAAUCCAUAAGUCUCCAGUGGUUAAAUCCAUAUCUUCAGAAUUGAUAUGAUAGGUGUGGGUGAGAAACAGAUCAAUAUUAAAGUCCUUUUUAACUAUACAUUUUUAUAGAUUUAUAGUACAAAAGGAUCAAAAUAUUGAUCUGUUUCUUGCCCAUAGUGAUUGCAUCACCUCAGAAGAAAUAGAUAAACAUAUGGAUUACUUUUAUGCUGCCUUUGUGAUUUUUGGAGCUUGAAAGGUCUAUCCACCAUUCACUUGCAUUGUAUGGACCUACAGAUCUGAGAUAUUCUUCUAUAAAUCUUUGUGUUCUGCAGAAGAAAGAAAGUCAUAAAGAUCUGGGAUGGCAUGAGGGUGAGCAAAUGAUGAGAGAAUUUUCAUUUUUGGGUGAACUAACCCUUUCAUAACAGAGAGAUCAGCAAUCCAUAAAGUAAGUGUGUUUCUCAAUUUAUUGGGUGAUGUCUGAACCUGGCUCCUUAUUUUCAGGGUUGUGAGGGUUACUUUUGAAAUGUAUUCCACUACAGAUUACAGAAUACAUGCUGUAAAAUGUAAUUUGUCACAUAUUCCGUUAGAUUACUCAAGGUCAGUAACGUAUUCUAAAUACUUUGGAUUACUUCUUCAGCACUGGUAGAUUUUUUCACUUGUUUUGACUAUAAAUACUCUGCCAGUACAGUAAGACAAAAUUACACAUUAAAAAUACAUUCUCUGAAAAACCUAAAUAUCUUAUACAGUGUUGUUUCUAUAACAAGAUCAAUCUAAAUGAUCUUGUUUUAAGGAUUUUCAGAUAUUUUUACAGGAAAACAAUAAACAAAUUAUCAUCAAGAAUAUGAUUUUUGCCCUAAUAUCAAAGGUCUUACUAGAAAGGAAAAAAAAUUAUGAUCCAACGUGAAUUUUCUUGAUAAAAAAAAAAUAUGAUCAUGCCUGGUAACAUGUGCAUGUAAAAUGGCUAGAAAUAGUAUUUUAGCUUAACGUAAAGCUGACAAUUUACACAAGGUUUAUUUCUAUUUCUUCUGCUCCAAACUUACUUCAAACUUACUUCUCUGUCUGCUCGUAUGAAUGUAACACAUCAUAAGAAAGUGUUUCACCGCUGUUCAAAUGCACUUUGGAUCGCAUCAUUUAUAUGUAUAAAUGUUUUCCAUCUGAAAGGACUAAAUAUUAAAUGAAACAAAUGACAAUAAAAUGCAAAGUAAUCUCUUCAGUAAUCAAAAUACUUUUUGAAUGUAUUUAAUUACCAAUGAUUUAAAUUGUAACUGUAGUGGAAUACAGUUACUUAUAUUUUGUAUUUUAAAUACGUAAUCCCGUUACAUGUAUUUCUUUACUCCCCAACCCUGCUUAUUUUUAGAUAUACACAAUGCACAUCUCAAAGUUUUCUGCUUAGCUUUCGAAAAUCAGUUUGUAUUGUCUGAGAACUGAUCAAAUUGAUAUUUCUUGGAACAACUGAUCAUUGUGAUGCUUUAUUAACCCGGUGUUAUAAGCGGUGCCAUGGACCUUGCUGGUUCCUCCACUGUAUUUCAACAGGCCCAAAGCACACAGUGAACUGUUGAGAUUUUUAUUUAUAGUAGAUUUGUCUUUUUGUUGAGAUGUUGCUUUUAAAGUAUCCCAUUUAUUUUCUUAAAGUCUUGUUUUAGUAAAUACAAUUUGCUUUGUCUUAGUUUCAGUACUUUCAGUUAUUCUUAAACUGGUGCUUAGUUCUUGUUUGCCCUGAAUUUUCUUCCCUUUUGUUUUUCUUUUCUGAAAUGUAUUCUGACAUUUACUUGUUUCAUUGCUUUCAUUGUUUUAUUGACCUUUGUUAUUCAAGUUUUAAUAAUUAAAUGUUUAAACUGGA